This is a messenger RNA of Brassica rapa (field mustard), 1744 nucleotides long. RefSeq lists its product as uncharacterized. Lineage: Eukaryota; Viridiplantae; Streptophyta; Magnoliopsida; Brassicales; Brassicaceae. The record is from RefSeq and is a predicted model, not a curated record.
UAGAUUAUUUUAACAAUGCAUGUCUCUUGGUAGUAUUAUUAAUCUUCCUUGACAAAAUUCAGUGAAUUCAUUUUUUCAUACAAAUUAAAUGAAUCCUUUGUCAACAAAUGCAUUCAACUUUUGAAUUACACUAAUUAGUGAUUUUGAUAUUUAUAUCCUUUGUAUAAAAGUUUCUUCAUAAUAUAGUACAGUAUCAUUUAAAUAAAGAUAGAACAAAAGCAAAAGGUAAAGCUUACAAAAACAAAGAGUCCACAGCAAAGAAGAAGAAGCAGUAGCUCUCCCCCUUUCCAAUAAAUUAGGGUUUUUUUCGAUCGAAUUGGCGACAAGCAAGAUCAUUUUCUUCCGACAACAGUCCAGAUUUGACUCUCCGAGUUUCGAAACAAAGACAAUGUGGGGUUCGUUGAUCAAUAACAUUUUGUCUUUUUGAAAGCUAAAGAGGUGUGUUAAGCUAAAGGACAAGGAACAUAUCCGAAUCCAUAUAUGUUUUUUGCGAAACGUAUCUCAUAGUUUAUGUAGUUGGAGAGGUGUUUAAGCUUUGAUUUGGAGAGUCCUCAGACAUAUAUAGAAGCUAAGCUGUUGUGAGCUUCAGAUGGGUUCGCUCUGUUGUGUGGCUGCGAAGUCAGACAGAUCAAACUCUCCAAGUCAUGACUUUUCCUUUGGCCCUCAUGAGCCUUACUGGAGGACUAACUCAAGUUUCUCUCCACCUUCAUCGAGAUGGGAUCUCCAUGGUUUAACCGAUGGUGUUAGCUUCUAUGGAUCUUCCACAUCAUCAAACGCUAACGUUCUUCGUAGUCCCGACCUUUCUCAGACUCGUCAUUGGACACCCAGUGACUUUGAAUCUGCAACAAGAAGAGAUCAAACUCCUAAGCGAUUUUUCCUGUCUAAGCCGGUUCAUCCUAUACUUCACCCUUCUGAUAACGCUAGAGAAAUAACGUCUGACUCUGCGGAUGCCUGUAGCUGGAGCAGCGGGACACCAAGCAGCAUCGAUUCCACGGAUGUUCCCGAGCCACUUCUUGAUGCACAACGAGUGGUGGCCUCAAGUACAUUUAAAUGCGGAUUGUGUAACAGAUACAUCUCGCAGAAGUCUCCUUGGGGAUCACGGUCCAUCAUGAGGAACAGAGACAUGCCUGUCACAGGAGUGCUUCCUUGUCAACACGUCUUUCACGCCGAAUGUCUUGACCAGUCAACUCCAAAGACUCACGGUAAUGACCCGCCUUGUCCGGUAUGCACCAAGCAGGAAGGAGAACACUCCAACAAAUCACACAAUAUUGGCCUGAGGCUUAAACCGCUUUGUGAAGAUGGGACGUCUACAAGACAAUGGGGAUGUGCUCAGGUUGGUGACUGUGUUGAGAGUGCUGUUAAUGUGCCGCCGAGAAACACCAUGCUGAUGAUAAACAGGAACAGGAUAAGGAAGAAUCUCUCGUUGAGAGGAAACUCAAGCAAAGAUUCUCCAAGAAAAAUCAAGAAAAGUAACUCGUUUGCCUUGGAAAAUCAAGUGUCGCUUGUGCAUUCGAGAGGGAAACAGAAAGCAGCUUAAUGGUAGCUGGAGAACGUUUAACCUUUUGACAAGACUGAUCUUGGAAGAUCAUUAAAGGACUGUAAAAUAUUCAUUUUGGGAGAUGUGUAAGCAAAUUUGUUUAGGUCUUUGAUUGUUAUCUAUCAUGUAAUCAGCUAAAUUGAGUAAACCGGUUUGUGAUUCAUUUAACGGUUAAGUUCUUUCAAUAUUUAUUUUCUAAUUACAUGA